AGCAGCCAAUCGCAGGCAAGACGCCGGGCGCGCGCACGCUCCCCCGAGUUUAACGGUCGCGAGAGGCCGCUCGACUGACCCUGACAUCGGCAGAGGGAGCGCCGGCCAGACUCUUGGGAGCUUAGGAUAUUACACAGUUCUGAAUGUUAGCAGCUGAAAAUGCCUGUAGACGAUGAAGCAUCUGAAGAUGACUCGGACUCAAUUUCUUCAAACAGUGAAAAAACCUACAUUUUCCAAUAAGAGAGUAUAACAGUUUCUGUACAUUAUGGAAGAUUUUGACUUGGUGAAACCCUUACAAAAAACUUCAUCUUCUCUAGAAUCUGAUAUAAAAAAUUCUCCCCAUUCUCUUGGACUGAACUUAAAUACUAAUAGAAGUAGUCCCCACCUUAGUACAAAUGGGGUAUCCUCUUUCUCAGGGAAGACCAGACCGUCUGUAAUUCAAGGUACAGUGGAAGUCCUAACCUCUUUAAUGCAAGAGCUCCAAAACAGUGGAAAGACUGAUUCGGAACUUUGGAAAAACUGUGAGGCCAGGUGGUUACAGCUCUUCGAUUUGGUGGAAAAACAAUGCCAAGAACAGAUAGUUGCCCGGCAGGAACAGUUUCACAACCAAAUUCAACGUAUACAAGAAGAGAUUAAAAAUUUAGUCAAGUUACAGACCAGUAAUGCUUCCUGGGCCUCCUGUGAUAGAAGUUCUUUAGGUAAACACACAUCUUCAGAAAGUCAAAUGGGUUUUUUUUCUGAAAACAGUGAGAGAAAUGAACCUGUUGUUAGUUACCCUAAGUCUAAGGAACCUGAAAUGCAGCAGGAAGCAUCCGCAUCACACCCAGACUGCAUCGUGGACAGCAGCUCAGUGAGCAGCGGGUAUGGUACCUUUUGUGUCUCAGAAUUAAAUUCCUACAAAUCGAAGGACCCUCAGGAGUUCAUGGAGCUCCAAGAGUUUUCUAAAGGACGGUACGGAGCGCCUGUGGUGCCGACGGAGUCACCUGUAGAUGGUGUAAAAAACAAGAGUUUUUAUAUCCAUGCUACUGAGGAGUUCGGUGCAUCUUUAAAGGAAGAUAUUUCCACUUUUCCUGGUGAACUUGAGCACAAUUUUCUUGGUGAAAGUAAGAUUUCGGAAGUAUACGGUGGAAAAACAAAUAGUAAAUCUAUAACAUCAUGGGCACAAAAGCUGAAGCAGAACCAACCAAAGAGAGCACAUGCAGAAGAGGGGUUUUCAAAAUCUGUGCAAGGAAGUGAGCAAAUCAAGAAAUCACCAACGGAGAAAUCUGACUUCACUGCUGCUACACAUCCUCGUGCUUUUUACCUCAAUAAACCAGAUGAGAGUCCAAAUUCUUGGAAGUCUGAUUCAGGAACAGGACUGACUGACUGGAAGCGGGAAGAGAAGGACACGUAUCACUCUUUGCCUGAGACUUUAGAGAAGGACGUGUCACCAAGCCAGUCUAAUACUAGUAAUGAGAUGAAGCUACCAUCACUGAAGGAUAUUUAUCAUAAAAAACAAAGGGAAAACAAGCAGUUACCCGAGAGGAAUCUCACCUCUGCUUCCAACCCAAAUCAUCCACCAGAGGUACUGACUUUAGAUCCAACGUUACACAUGAAGCCGAAUCAGCAGAUUUCUGGGAUUCAACCACAUGGCUUUUUGAAUGCCCUUGAUGACAGAAUAUCCUUUUCACCAGACUCUGUUCUAGAACCUAGUAUGUCUAGUCACUCUGACAUAGACUCAUUUUCACAAGCAAGUAACAUUGCUUCUCAGUUAUCUGGAUUCCCAAAAUAUCUGUCAAGUACAAAAACUUCACCAGUGGACCCUUGGAAAAAUCAUGCAUUCCAGAACGAAAGUAGGACCAGCUCCACGUUUCCUUCAGUGUAUACUAUUACUAGUAACGACAUCUCAGUCAACACUGUGGAUGAAGAAAACACUGUCAUGGUAACUGCAGCCUCACUCGGUCAGUCCCAGUUUCCAGGUACAGCCAACAGUGUCCCAGAAUGCAUUUCAUUGACUUCCCUGGAAGAUCCUGUGAUAUUGUCUAAGAUUAGGCGGAACCUGAGGGAGAAGCAUGCUCGACACGUAGCAGAUCUUCGAGCUUAUUAUGAAUCAGAAAUAAACAGUUUGAGACAGAAACUGGAGGCCAAAGAAAGUUCUGCAGUUGAGGAUUGGAAGAAAACCAAUCAAAUUCUUAUAGACAGAUGUGGCCAAUUAGAUAGUGCUCUGAAUGAAGCUACUAGUCGUGUGAGAACACUUGAAAAUAAGAAUAACUUAUUGGAAAUAGAAGUGAAUGAGUUCAGAGAACGCUUCAAUACAGCCAGCAGUGCCUCCAAAAUUUUGCAGGAACGAAUUGAGGAAAUGAGAACAAGUAAUAAAGAAAAAGAUAAUACCAUCAUGCGACUAAAAUCUAGACUGCAGGAUUUAGAAGAAGCCUUUGAGAAUGCUUACAAACUCUCAGAUGAUAAAGAAGCUAGACUGAAACGAGAAAACAAAAUGUUUCAAGAUCUUUUAGGAGAGUAUGAGUCCCUUGGAAAAGAACACGAAAGAGUGAAGGAUACAUUAAAUACAACUGAGAACAAAUUGCUUGAUGCUCAUACUCAGAUUUCUGAUUUGAAAAGAACAAUUUCAAAACUUGAAGCUCAGGUCAAGCAAGUAGAGCAUGAAAACAUGUUAAGUCUUCGUCAUAAUUCUCAAACUCCCCUGAGACCGUCACGUGCCAACACACUAGCAACCUCAGAUGUCAGCAGGCGGAAGUGGUUGAUACCAGGAGCAGAGUAUUCCAUCUUUACUGGCCAGCCCUUGGACGCCCAGGAUAGUACAGUGGAUAACCAGCUGGAGACCUGUGUUCCUGGGUACCAUUCUCCUCCGGAAAAGGAUUCUUCCCCUGGAAGUACACCAACAAGCUUAUUGAUAAAAAAACAGAGAGAGACUUCAGACACACCAAUCAUGAAAGCUUUGAAAGAACUCGAUGAAGAAAAAAUACUUAAAAAUUGGGGCACACAAACAGAGAAAGAAGACACGUCAAAUAAAUUAGUGAACCCUCAGCAAAGUGAAACUUCAGUCAAUGCAAGUCGGUCCCCAGAGAAAGGUGCCCAGCAAAGACAAAAGAGAUUUAAUUCUGCUUCACAGAGAUCGUCAUCUUUACCACCUUCAAAUCGUAAAUCAAGUACUCCAACAAAAAGAGAGAUUAUGUUAACACCAGUGACUGUGGCUUAUAGUCCAAAGCGAUCUCCUAAAGAAAAUUUGUCUCCAGGAUUUAGUCAUCUGCUUAGCAAAAAUGAAAGCAGUCCGAUUCGAUUUGAUAUACUUUUGGAUGAUUUAGAUACUGUUCCUGUGUCUACGUUACAACAUACCAACCCAAGAAAACAACUCCAGUUUCUUCCUCUAGAUGGCUCAGAAGAAAAAAAAUAUUCUGAAAAAGCCACUGACACCCAUGUUAAUCAUAGCUCUUCCCUUGAACUGUUGCCAAAUGGAGUGAAGAAACCCUCUGUGAGAACAGCCUGGGAGAAGAAUAAGUCGGUUAGCUAUGAACAGUGUCAGCCUGCUUGCGGAGCACGACAUGGUGAUGAUUUUGAAUAUACAGCAAAAAUUAGGACCCUAGCUGAAAUGGAGCGGUUUUUUGAUGAACUUACAAAAGAAAAGGACCAGAUUGAGGCAGCACUAAGUCGGAUGCCUUCUACUGGAGGACGAAUCACUUUGCAGACGAGAUUAAAUCAGGAAGCCUUGGAAGAUCGUUUGGAAAGGAUUAAUCGAGAACUGGGCUCAGUUCGCAUGACUUUGAAGAAAUUUCAUGUUUUGCGCACGUCUGCAAAUCUCUGAGAUUUGUAGCCAUUAAAUUUUGAGACAUUUUUGUUUGCACUAAUGUAUAAUUACGCACUCAGAAAAGGCAAACUAUUUUGUACUGUUUAUAGGCCUUCAAACAGUAGUUUUACAAUCAUGCUCUUCUUUACACUUGCUAUUUUAUACUUCAAAUGGCCACAUAUUUUCAAGAUAUUUUUGUUAUGCUCAGGAAUCUCUUGUAUAUUUUACUAUUUAAAAAGUAUUAUUUUUAAAUAGUAUAUGUCUCCAAUUUAUAUCAAGAAUAAGGAAACGUGAACACUGGAGGCAGCUUGUUUCUAAAUAGUGUUAUCCUUUUACAAUUAACUUUGCACACCAAUUUUAUAAACUUGUUCUACAUUGUGAAUAUGAUUUUUUAAAAAAUAAAUGCAUAAGAACAGCUUUCAUAAUGAUAGACUAAUACAUGCUGAAUGCAAAAAAAAUCUGGAUUUUAGUUGUGUUGAGGUUUUUUAAAAAUGAUAAUGCAGUUCCUUUUCGAAACAUGUCUUAGAGUGAAUAUUAGAAUAGUAAUAAUGGAAAUAAUGGAAUAUUGGAACGCUUUCAAAACUACAUGAAUAUAACUCAUUUUGUUUCUCUUAAACUUUAUUGUUUAUAAGGAAGGAAGAAUGAGAGGGAUGUAAUUCUCUAAUUUUGUCAUAUAUGUUAGUACUUUUCAGAAAAAGUUGAACAAUUGGAGAGCUGUAGCUUUCUGUCCAUCAUUCUGACCAUAACUUGUGUCCCACCCUUGACGGUAGGUUGAGAAAGCUUUGAGGAAAUGCAGGCCACCAUCCAGUGAGGUAGUAAGAGCAGCCCUGGCUUCCUCAAUGUGCAAGGCUUCAGCUGUCAGUCACUCGUCAUGCAGACAUUUGUAACCUCUCUCCACUCCCUCCACUCCUGCCAAAAAAAAAAAUAAAUGCUCCCAUAGUAGAUGUGGUAAGAACACUAGAUUGAGAUCAGAAAAAGCUACUCUGCUUGUUAAUGGACAGAGACUAUGUCUGGAUAGAGCCUGGUGCCUUUGUGGCCUUGCUGGAGGGCUCCAGCCCAUGGCGUUGGCAGCACCUCCUGGCCCUUGGAAGUAGCCCCUUGACAGGAGGCUGUGUGCUGAUCAGGAGCUCUAGCAGGUCUGUGUCCUGUUUGCUGGUCAAGUCUGGGCUGUUUAAGUCCACUUUUUGGUUGCCUGUCAGAACCUAGCGCCCACAUGUUUCAGCUCGACACAUGAUGAUAAAUGGACUCAUUCCAAACUUUCAAAAUUGAUUCCCAUUGAAAAUGCUCAGGUUUUAAGUUUUGCUUUACUUUUGAGCUUAUUCUUCUCCGCGUGUAGCUCUUAAUAGCAUAUAGUUACAGUGCACCAAGCCAACCGUUAUUCCAUUAGUGGAUAUACAUGCCUUCGAGCAGGGGUCUCAGAUGACCUUUGAGUACCCUUCACCAAAGCUGCACCGGCUGGAGCUCAGCCGGGGGCCCAUAGCCAUGCUCCUUCUCAGCCUGGGGGGCUUCUCCGCAAGGAGGGGCCGUCUGACAGCCCCUCUCCUGCUCCUCUCGAGAACGGAACCUCAGCUCCCAGCUAGCUCCUGCACCCCAGUUGAAGAUGCCUGUCUAAUCAAAAUUGCUCAUAACAGAAUCAAGUGCCUUUAUUCUUGGUAUCUUUUUCUAGCCUUUUUUUUUAAUCUCAUAGUGACAGUAAAGAAAAAGUUCAUUUAAUCAAGGUCCAGUACAGCUUGUGUCCAGACCUAAUAAAGGGAUUGACUUUACUGAUGAUGUUCCCUACAGUGUGUCCAGUAUAUGUUGUUAAGAGUGAACUUAAAAUUAUUAGGAUCUUUCAUUGUUCCCUAUUUUUAUUGUAAAGUCCGCUACCUUCCUAAGACUCGGAAAUUGCCAUUCAGAAGAGAUUACAGUUUUAUCUUGUCAAGGAGUUAUCUUCUUAGUAGUCUGUACUGGCUUAUUCCCAGAAAGGUAUUAAGCUCCAUCAACACAUUUUCUGUGCCUCUCUCUCAGAAAACAUGCUUUGAUUUUUGAAGUGUGUAAUAGAUUGGAAGUAUCAGUCACUUUUUUUUUUUUUAAUUUUUUCUCUUCAUAGCUGUGAAGAGGGAAACCAAGGAAAAUCGUUUUAGCCGUCUCUCCCUUCGGUAAUGCUUAACUUAGGACACUCAGCUCCACAACAACUCGCCCUAAAAGUGGAAAAGGUGGCCGUCUGAAAAAGCGACUCUUACCCCAGGGAGGUAAAGUGCUCUUGUUGCCGGCUGGGCUGAGCUGCAGUUAGUGAAGAGCUCAGUGAAUCUUCUGUAGCGGGAAGUGCCUUCUCAAAUGCAAAUAGAGUUAAGGCUCUCCUUUCACCUGGCUCUGCCCCUGCCGUUCCCUUACAAAGCUCCUGAAGUGGGGAAACGCCCUUUGGGAGCUCCAGUUAAAAUAUGUGUUCCAGCCGAAGCAAUAGUCAAUGCAGCUCAGAGGGCGAGCCGGGAUGCAGAAGCUGGGCCAGGGACAGGAGACCAGGCAGACCCAGGUCACACUUGGGCUCAGGCCUGCCUUCCUCUGCAGUAAAAGCUAAGAUGAACUGAUAAAAAGCUUCCAUUAAGGGAGAUUAUAUAAAGUGCCUGGUGCUUAGUGAAUUUUCAGUAAAUAGUACAUUUCAGAUUCAUACUGAGUUAAACAGAAUUUUGAAGUAGGGAUUUAGUACUUUUUAAAAAUAGAAAAGUAGAUUAUGUCCCCAGCAAUUGACUUAAAAACUACAUUGGGUUGGUUGACAUUUCUGUUAAGUGGUCUAAGAUGGUCUUUCCACCAUUUUGCAAAAAAUGAGCUUUCUUGGAGUUUAAAUGAGCUUCCCUCUUGUGUGAGAGUUAUUUUUUUUAUGACAAAAAAAAAAGAUAACCUGUUGAGUGUAAGUUCAGAAGCACUUUGAUCUUAAAACAGGUAAUUUGGAGUUAUUUGAUAUAAAUACAGGACAUUUCCCUUUGAAAAGUAUUGCCAAUGUAAUCAAAAUAAUUCCUUCCUUGAAUGUUCCCUAGUUAGCUGUCUAAAGGUGACAGCCUGUGAAGGCAGGACUGCACAAAGGAGGUGCCUGCCACUGGCCGUUAGAAGAUCUAUAUGAAUAUUAUUAUUUUAUAGAGUUUGAUAAGCAACCAAGACAGUCCCAUUUUUAACUCAGAAAAGCCCAGGUGCUUUGCUGAAUGCUAUUUGCAGUCUGAACUCUGCACUUAGAUAUGUAGUAAAAUUAGACAUUUUUGUCAUUUUAAUUUUGAGAUAUCUCAAAAACUGUUUUCACUGAAUUUUAAUGUGCCACUUAUGCUGUGAGUCUUUAAGAAGCUUUAAAAAAUAAAUGCACACCUUUAGGUGCCCUUUAGGAGUCAUAAAGGUAAAUCAUAUUUACCCAUCAUGAGUGAUUGUGUAUGGUUAUGAGAUCUGCAGGUCUGAUUAAACCUAUUGUAUUGCACACAUUUUGCAGGAAAUAAUUUCCUGCCCUGCCAAGAGUUGUGUGGCAGUUUGAUCAUAAACUCUACCCGUAUUCUUAGGACCUGUGUUACUAAGCUUUCCCCUUCUGAUUGGUGUUUUACUUCAAUAGACUCCUCUCCAAUGGGAGGAAUCAAGCCAUAAAUUUGCAUUUGCCGGACAUUAUACACCACAUCAUUGCUAUGAGCACAGACUUCAAAGAUAAUUGUUUUAUCUACACUUUCACAGUAACAGUGAGCAAUAUAAUGUGAAAACUUUGCUUCCCGUAGUGCUGCUGCUGAUUAGACAGACAAGUGCUUGUUGCGGUUAAAUCUGGUCAGAUCCUGGAGUGAAAUUGUAAGCUCCACGAGAGCAGGGACCAUGUCUCCUCCAUUCUUGCGUACAGGCACUCAAUAAAUAUUUGUGGCUGUGA
Messenger RNA from Equus caballus (horse), 7649 nucleotides. RefSeq names its product M-phase phosphoprotein 9 (gene MPHOSPH9). Gene Ontology annotation, cellular component: centriole. The record is from RefSeq and is a predicted model, not a curated record. NCBI's taxonomy places the organism in Eukaryota, Metazoa, Chordata, Mammalia, Perissodactyla, Equidae.